AUGAUACUUCCUGGUGAACUUCACUAUCAACCGCAGUUUCUUUUGCCCUAUGUUAGUGCUAUGGCGACCGCAACAGUUGAGUACAUUGCCCAUACAUAUGUUUUGGUUAAAUUAGUUGAAAUUGAAGGUUUACCUACUCUAUCUCUACCCGGAAUUAUCCAUCGUGAAGAUACCAUGUAUGGUAUUAAGGAUGAGCACCACUUACACGAAAUGUUCUCACCUGGUGAUGUACUGAUUGGUCGGGUUCUUUCUUUGAGUAAUUCCGGUCCGAUUGUUCUUUCUACUGCUGAUCCAGCCCAUGGUAUCAUUACGGCCGUUGAUUUUACUACUCAAAAACGGCUACCCAUCAAAAACGGCCAAAUUACCCAGAAUGGCAAUGUCUUAAAAAGAAAGCUAGCAUCUCUUUGA
Molecule: messenger RNA, 408 nt
Organism: Nematocida homosporus
Lineage: Eukaryota; Fungi; Microsporidia
Product: exosome complex component CSL4
Exons: 1
Coding region: 1-408 (135 amino acids)
Source: RefSeq, a predicted model, not a curated record